AUGGCCAACUUUCCGCCUGCAGCGCAUGAUGUCUUCCUCUUUGAUGAUCUGCUGAGCACGGAGGAGAAGGACAUCCGCUACCGCACCCGCGCCUUCAUGGAGAAGGAGGUGGCGCCGAUAAUCGCAGACUACUGGGAGCGAGCGGCGUUCCCUUUUGAUUUGGUCCCCCGCCUGGCCAAGCUCAAUUUGGGGGGCGCCAAUCUGGCGGGCUACGGGUGCCCGGGGCAGUCCGUGAUCGGAGCAGCCAUGGCCGUAAUUGAGAUUGCGCGCGUGGACGCCAGCAUGUCCACCUUCCUCAUGGUCCACAACUCCCUCGCCAUGCUGACCCUGGGCCUGCUUGCAUCGGAGGAGCAGAAGAGGGAGCUUUUGCCGGACAUGGCUGCGCUCAAGCUGAUUGGUGCCUGGGGCCUCACAGAGCCGUCCAAUGGCAGCGAUGCAGCUGCCCUUCAGACCACAGCACGGAAGGUGGAUGGUGGCUGGGUGCUGAACGGGCGAAAGCGCUGGAUCGGCAACGCCACCUUUGCUGAUGUCAUCGUGAUCUGGGCGCGCAGCAGCGAGACACAGCAGGUGAAUGCAUUCAUCGUGCGCAAGGGAGCGAGGGGGCUCCGCACGUCCAAGAUAGAGAACAAGAUUGCGCUGCGCGUCGUCCAGAACGCAGAUAUCUUCCUGGAUGACUGCUUUGUGGCCGACUCUGCCCGCCUGCCCGGAGUGACCUCCUUCAAGGACACGAACAAGGUGCUGGCAAUCUCGCGCAUCAUGGUAGCAUGGCAGCCGGUCGGCAUUGCCUGCGGCGUCUUUGACAUGUGCAAGCGCUACGUCGAUGAGCGGGAGCAGUUUGGCGCGGCGCUGGGCAGCUUCCAGCUGGUGCAGGAGAAGCUGGCGCGCAUGCUGGCCAACCUGCAGGCCAUGUUCCUCAUGUGCUGGCGCCUCUCCAAGCUCUACGAGGAGGGCAAGAUGACUCACGAGCUGGCGAGCACGACUAAGGCAUGGACGACACUUCGCGGGCGUGAGGUGGUCUCGCUCGGUCGGGAGCUGCUCGGCGGCAACGGCGUCGUCACCGACUUCCUGGUGGCCAAGGCGUUUGGGGACAUGGAGGCCAUAUAUACGUACGAGGGGACGUAUGAGGUCAAUGUGCUGGUAGCCGGCCGCGGCAUCACCGGCAAGGCCGCCUUCAAGGCCGCACCCGCGCGCAAGCAGCCCAAAAAUGUGCAGGCCUGA
This is a messenger RNA of Coccomyxa subellipsoidea C-169, 1218 nucleotides long. Its product is annotated as acyl-CoA dehydrogenase NM domain-like protein. Bases 1 to 1218 code for a protein of 405 amino acids. Gene Ontology annotation, biological process: fatty acid beta-oxidation. Gene Ontology annotation, cellular component: peroxisome. The record is from RefSeq and is a predicted model, not a curated record. Lineage: Eukaryota; Viridiplantae; Chlorophyta; Trebouxiophyceae; Coccomyxaceae. The transcript is spliced from 9 exons. Gene Ontology annotation, molecular function: acyl-CoA dehydrogenase activity; flavin adenine dinucleotide binding.